UUCAUUCUGUCACAAAGACUCUGUCGCGCGCGCGGCCCAGCAGGAAGGAAGAGGAUGAACGGCGGCGGCGGCAAGAAGAAGUUCGGCGGCGGACGGUUGCCGACGGGGACCCCCUCGCUGGCGUGGUCGUCGGUGGUGGUCGUCGCCUCCCUCCUCGCCGGGGCAUCCAUCGUCCACAACAUCUACAAGCCCGACAUGACCCUCCCGCCGGUGGAGGCCGCCGACGGCAACGGAGGAGCCGGAGCCACAGCCGGCGUCGAUCGCAAGGACAGCUGAGCUAAACCUGACGGGGGGCUCCGCUCGAGGCUCAAGAGGAUGGACAAUCCAGUGUCAUUACUCCUUUCUUUUGUUUCUCGAGACAGCAGUUCAGUCAGGCUUGGUGCCCAUUCUAGCUCGCCUUAAUUCAAACUUCUUCGUUUGGUUGUGCCUUCAAACCUGGACAAACACAGCAGAUGGACCUGUAUCUUCUCACUGCUGCUCUCCCUAAACUGUACUUUGUGUGGUGAUUGCUGAGUUCGAUGGUGCUUGUCAAUUUGAUUAUUAUAUUGCUCGAUC
Molecule: messenger RNA, 555 nt
Organism: Hordeum vulgare subsp. vulgare (domesticated barley)
Lineage: Eukaryota; Viridiplantae; Streptophyta; Magnoliopsida; Poales; Poaceae
Exons: 2
Coding region: 55-276 (73 amino acids)
Biological process (GO): mitochondrial respiratory chain complex III assembly
Cellular component (GO): mitochondrion
Source: RefSeq, a predicted model, not a curated record